Molecule: messenger RNA, 2820 nt
Organism: Cicer arietinum (chickpea)
Lineage: Eukaryota; Viridiplantae; Streptophyta; Magnoliopsida; Fabales; Fabaceae
Product: pentatricopeptide repeat-containing protein At2g03380, mitochondrial
Biological process (GO): RNA modification
Cellular component (GO): intracellular membrane-bounded organelle
Molecular function (GO): RNA binding; protein binding
Source: RefSeq, a predicted model, not a curated record
AGUAUUGAAUGACAAGGGUCUAGAGAACUAUAGGUUAAAAAAAAAAAUUAUGAAGAUUUAUACGGUAUGGAAUAAUAAUAAUGGUAUAAAUAAACAUAAGAUUUGUGCAAGAAAAGGUGUGACGAAGCAUGUUGAUCGUACCAAGAAUUAUGGUUCGUGUACAAUGGAGAUCCCUCAGCUACUACCAUGGUCAUCAUCUACAUAAAAAGAACCAUCUUCACCUUCCACUUCCAUUCUCUCCAACAUUCUACCUCGCUCCUAUCUGCAACAACCUCGACACUGUCAAAAAGCUCCACGCUUCUCUCCUCGUCCACGGUCUCCCCCCCGACACCAACCUCCUCUCUCUAUACGCCUCCUUCGGCUUCCUCCGCUACGCUCGCACUCUCUUCCACCGUUUACCUUCUCAUAACCUCUACUCCUUCAAACUCAUCAUUCGUUGGCAUUUCCUCAACGACAUCCAUUCUUAUGUCGUUUCAUUUUACCACCUCGCUAGACUCACCCUCGGUUUCUUCAACGACCUCGUCGUUUUCUCCAUUCUACUUAAGGCUUCUUCACACUUACGCGAUCUUGUUCUCACUACAAGACUCCACUGUCAUAUUCUUAAAGCCAAUAGUCCUGAUAGCUUUGUACUCACUAGUCUCGUUGAUGCUUACUCUAAAUGCGGUGAACUUCACUAUGCGCGUAAAGUGUUCGAUGAAAUUCCUGAUCGAACCAUUGUGUCGUGGACUUCCAUGAUUGUUGCUUAUGUGCAAAACGACUGUGCUGAAGAAGGGUUGAUGUUGUUUAACCGAAUGAGGGAAGGGUUUGUUGAUGGAAAUUUGUUUACUGUUGGAAGCUUGGUUACUGCUUGUACCAAAUUGGGGUGUUUGCAUCAAGGGAAGUGGGUUCAUGGAUAUGUUAUUAAGAAUGGGAUUCAGAUUAAUUCUUUUUUGGCAACUUCUCUUUUGAAUAUGUAUGUUAAAUGUGGUGACAUUGGAGAUGCACGUUAUGUGUUUGAUGAGUUUUCAAUUUCGAAUUUUGAUGAUGAUGAUCUUGUUUUCUGGACGGCUAUGAUUGUGGGGUAUACACAAAGAGGUUAUCCUCAAGCUGCGUUGGAACUGUUUACUGAUAAGAAAUGGUAUAGGAUUUUGCCCAAUUCUGUUACCCUUGCAAGUUUGCUCUCUGCUUGUGCUCAAUUGGAAAAUAUUGUUAUGGGAAAGUCACUUCAUGUUCUGGUAGUUAAGUAUGGAUUGGAUGGUACUUCAUUGAGGAAUGCUCUUGUUGAUAUGUAUGCAAAAUGUGGAUUGAGUUUUGAUGCGCGUUAUGUGUUUGAAACUACAGUCGAUAAGGAUGUUGUUUCUUGGAACUCGGUUAUUUCUGGCUAUGCACAGAGUGGUUCUGCAUAUGAAGCUCUUGAUCUCUUCCAUAGAAUGAGAUUGGAGUCGUUUUCGCCAGAUGCGGUUACAGUGGUUGGUGUUCUCUCGGCUUGUGCUUCUGUUGGUGCUCUUCAAAUUGGUUCCUCCCUACAUGCUUUCGCAUUCAAGUAUGGCUUGGUAUCCUGUAGCAUCUAUGUUGGCACUGCGCUGCUCAACUUUUAUGCAAAAUGUGGGGAGGCUAACUUGGCUCGCAUGGUGUUUGAUACGAUGGGAGAGAAGAAUGCAGUGACGUGGAGUGCAAUGAUUGGUGGGUGUGGUAUGCAAGGUGAUGGAGUUGGAUCUCUUGCUCUAUUUAGGGAUAUGUUGAAAGAGAAACUUGUGCCUAAUGAAGUGGUCUUCACAACUAUAUUAGCAGCUUGCAGCCAUUCAGGGAUGGUUGGAGAGGGAUUGAGGUUAUUUGAUUUCAUGUGUAAGGAGUUAAAUUUUGUUCCUUCCAUGAAACAUUAUGCAUGUAUGGUUGAUCUGUUGGCACGUGCUGGCAACCUCAAAGAAGCAUUGGAUUUUAUUGACAAAAUGCCUGUUCAACCCGGUGUUGGUGUGUUUGGAGCUUUUCUCCAUGGAUGUGGACUUCAUUCCAAUUUUGAUUUCGGAGAAGUGGCAAUUAGGAGAAUGUUGGAGUUGCACCCUGAUCAAGCUAGUUACUAUGUGCUCAUCUCAAACCUGUAUGCUUCAGAUGGAAGAUGGGGCAUGGUCAAGCAAGUAAGAAAGAUGAUAAAGCAAAGAGGAUUGAACAAGGUCCCUGGUGUUAGUUUAGUGGAGAUGGAUGUCAACAAUAGUACAUAUACCAAUGUGGCAGUUUGACCACUAUCACCUUUGUUCAUGAAUAUGUGAUCGUAAAGCAGAACUGCCUGCUUAACAAGUGGUUGGACAGACUGGUUUCACAAUCACCCUGCAGAAAAUGUAAAAGUUCCGAAAACGAGUCUCAUAAAACUGGAGAUAACCGUUUGAGCUUAAGACUCAAUGAGCUUGGCAGAAGCUGAUGAUUCUGAUGAGCCAAGUGACCAAAAGGUCAGCAUAGAGUCAGUAAAUGGCCUUGCGGAAGAAGCAAAUUUGUCUAACUCGAGGGGUUCCAUAAACCCGUGAAACUUUCGUAGACUGGAUUCUAAGAAUAUACCUAAUAUUAAAGAAACGUAUAAAUGAUGGCAUUGACUCGUAAGAGAACAAUGACACACAUGGACAUGUUCUGUGUUAGAGUGAUUAUGGAAGAGAUGAGGGAUGGUAAAUUUACGUGAGAUAUGUGUAUAUCUUAAUCUAGAUGCAAAGCUGAAAGUAGAUUGAUAUGAAUGCUUAUGGUAUGUUUGAUUUGUGUCUGUCAUUAAAACGAGGGAAUGUAGGUUGUAUAAUGGUCGUGCUCAACAAAUACUGGAUGGUUUCUAAAAAAGUAGUGCAUUUAGCUCGUUCAAGA